AUGAAGCCCACCACCAACCAGAAAAAUGCCGGGGAGGGCACUGACAAGCCCGACGGCGGCACCGGCACCUGGGUCGUGCUCCAGCCGUCCCGGAUAGUCAAGAUCGUCAUGAUCUCCACCGCCUUCUGGGCCUUGGUCUUGUACUACAUGCAAAAUGGCGAUGGCGGCGUGGCGUCCGUCCUGUUCAAGCCGUCAGCGUUCUCCCUCCCCCUGCUGCCCAGCGUCACCUCUGGCCAGAGCCCACGACCCGAGCAUCAGCACGCAGGACUCGGACAGGCGCCCCCGCCGCCGCCACCGCCUCCGAUGGUGCUGGCCGACCGUUGCCGCGGACGGUACGUCUACAUGUACGACCUGCCGCCGCGCUUCAACGACGACCUGGUCCGCGACUGCAGGAACCUCCAGAUUUGGAUGGACAUGUGCCCGUACAUGGUCAACUGCGGCAUGGGCCCGGCGAUGGGCGACGAGGGGGGCGCCUUCUCCGGGAGCGGCUGGUUCGCCACGGACCAGUUCUCGCUCGACAUCAUCUUCCACGGCCGGAUGAAGGGCUACGAGUGCCUCACCGACGACCCGUCCCUCGCCGCCGCCGUGUACGUGCCGUUCUACGCCGCAUUGGACGGCGGGAGGUACCAGUGGAACAGCACGUCGAUGCGGGACGCGCUCAGCCUGGACCUCGUCGAGUGGCUGGCGCGGCGCCCGGAGUGGCGCGCCAUGGGCGGCCGCGACCACUUCCUCGUGGCUGGCCGGACCGCGGUGGACUUCAGCCGGAACUCCGACCUCGACCACGAGUGGGGCGACAAGCUCCUCAACUUCCCGGCUGUCGAGAACAUGACGGCGCUGGUCCUGGAGACCAACCAGUGGAAGCCGAAGCAGAAGCGCAAUCUGGCUGUCCCCUACCCGACGUACUUCCACCCCGAGUCGGCGGCCGACGUGGUCGCCUGGCAGGAGAAGGUGCGCAGCACGGAGCGCGAGUGGCUCUUCUCCUUCGCCGGCGGGCCGCGCCCAGGGAACACCGAAACCGUCCGCGCGGAGAUCAUCCAGCAGUGCGGCGCGUCGAGCCGCUGCAGGCUCUUCCACUGCGGCGCCGGCGCCAACGACUGCAGCUCGCCGGGCGGCGUCAUGCGCGUGUUCGAGAGCUCGAGCUUCUGCCUGCAGCCGCGCGGGGACACGCUGACGCGGCGGUCCACGUUCGACGCCAUCCUGGCCGGCUGUAUCCCCGUGUUCUUCCACCCGGGCUCGGCGUACACGCAGUACACGGCGCACCUCCCCAAGGACCCCAACAGCUACUCCGUGCUCAUCAUGCACACCGAUGUGACCGGCCGGAACGUGAGCAUCGAGGACACGCUGAGCAACAUCUCGCCGGCCGCGGUGAAGGCCAUGCGGGAGGAGGUGAUCCGGCUCAUCCCGAGGUUGGUUUACGCUGACCCGAGGUCCAGGCGUGUCGAUUUCACGGACGCGUUCGAUCUGGCGAUGGACGCGGUCAUUGACCGGUGGCCAAGCGGCGGCGCGGCGUGGCCGGUAGCCAGGACUAGUGCCGCCGCCACGACGAUGCGACAAAGUGGCCAACGACACCUGAGUUUUAGCUUUAAUUUGUUGCUGAUUACACAUGGCUAUGGCAAAAUUCAUUGA
Messenger RNA from Miscanthus lutarioriparius, 1626 nucleotides. Lineage: Eukaryota; Viridiplantae; Streptophyta; Magnoliopsida; Poales; Poaceae. The record is from the annotation of a GenBank genome assembly.